This is a messenger RNA of Condylura cristata (star-nosed mole), 870 nucleotides long. RefSeq lists its product as uncharacterized. The transcript has 7 exons. The record is from RefSeq and is a predicted model, not a curated record. Lineage: Eukaryota; Metazoa; Chordata; Mammalia; Eulipotyphla; Talpidae. Bases 1 to 870 code for a protein of 289 amino acids.
AUGGACAAACCGGAGAGAGAGGAGAUCGGGAAGAUCAUCAAUAACCUCGAGUCCACUAUUGAACUACUCCGGUUCAGCCCCAGAUUUCCUAUUUCAGAUGAUUUGAAGGUUGGAUUUUUCAGCACAGACCACGCUACUCAAACAGAUACUAGUGAAAUUUUCCCUUUAAAAGAGUUGAGUUCAUCAACACAAAAACUAGUACAGAUUGUUAAAUCCCUACAGGUGGAAUUCGGGUUCCUCAAACAAUCAUUUCAAUUGAAGUUCGAAGAUCGACUUAAACAGGAAUCUUUCAGUCUCUUCACUGUUCUACAGGAUAGGAUCCAAUCGAUUGAAAAACAUUAUCAAGAGAAUGAGGAUAUCAUAAGAAAAUGCUACAACCAGCAGCUAGCGGAUGCCAUAGCUGUUAUCCACGGAAUGUACAAGCCUCAGAAACUAUCCAAGGGGGAAGAGGCUGGUUGGUCCCCAAUGCUCUCAGCAACCAAGCUGAUGUCCAAGAGUGACAUCAUUUCAAGACCACCCUCUUCCAUCACCACUCCUGCCAUCACCACUCCUGCCAUUGCGUCUUCUGCCAUCACCCCACCCGCCAUCACCGUUUCUGCCGUCACCACACCUGUCAUCGCCACUUCUGCCACCACCACUCCUGUGUUCAUUAAGAGCAAAAGAGCUAGGACUCCAAAGAAGCGGUUACUAAGGCAAGAGCAGCGACCUGUGGCUGAAGAACACAGUGCUUUGAAGAAGCAAGUAGAAACAUUAAAAGCUAAGUUAGAUAAUGAGAAAAAGAAGGCAGAAAGGAAUACUGAAAAUAAGAAGUGCUCAAAUGGGCAGAGACCAGCCUUCCUUGAAGCGUGGCAUAACUGGCAGAGCUACUGA